AUGGAAGCUUCCGAGAAAAGGAAUGAUGAUACCGAUGCAGUGCUAAAGAAACACAUGAAUAUGAUGAAAGAACAACACAAAAUGAUGAUUAACCAACAAGCCACAUUAAGAAAUCAUCAAGCAUCAAUCCAUAAUAUAGAAGUCCAAGUUGGUCAACUAACUACUUUGGUGAGCAACAAAUUAUCAUCACAAUUUCCCGAAAAGAAUGCUCAAGUCCAUAUUAUGAUGAUUGAGACUGAAGAAGAAGCAAUCUCUGAGUUUUUAGAAGCCCUAGAAGUGGAGCCAAAGCCAUACAAACCAAAGCCAAAGAAGACAACACUCAAAAAUGAAAAUGCUGUUGAACUACUAGACUCACGUCGUGAGCUCGCCAUGCUUACGACGUGGGAUCAAUCUGAACAGAAAAAUUCGGAUUUCAUUCCGGCUUAUCGAUCCCCUUUGUCGUUUCUGUCUCAAGCACAUCUCAGUCCAUUGGAAAGGGAACAUCUGGAGCUUAUUCAACAAAUAAAGGGUAUUCCUAUUAAUACCCCUUUUAUCGAUUCACUUUCAAAAAUUCCAGAAUACACUAAGUUCCUACAAGAUCUUAUAGAUACUGGUCAACAAUUAAAGAAGAAUUCUAAGGUUAUUCUUAGUGAACAAAGCUCAAAAGUUGUAUUGGGAGAGAUACCUAAGAAGAUGGGGGAUAAUGGACACCUCACUCUUCCAUGUGAGUUUGGGAAUAAUAUUAACAUUUAUGCUGUAGCCGAUUCUAGGGCUAGAAUAAAUUUGAUGCCUUAUUCAUUUUAUCAAAAGUUGAAUAUUCAGAAGUUGAAGGUAACAAAAAUGACUAUUCACAUGGCAAAUCGUUCAGUAACACAACCCUGGGGCAUUGUGGAACAUAUUCUCGUAAAAAUUGGGAAAUUCAUUUUUCCAAUAGACUUUGUAGUUUUGGAUAUGAAAGAAGAUCCCGAUGUCCCCAUUAUUCUUGGUCGCCCGUUGCUUAUUAUUGUUGGUGCCUUGGUUGAUAUAAGUGAAUCCAAUCUCACUUUGAGGGUUGGUGAUGAUAAGGAAACUUUUUGGAUAAAAGAUGGUUUCCAAGGGAGUGAUAUUCAAGAAGAGGUUUUCAAUAUAAAUGAAAAUAAUGAACUUGAAGAAUUAGAAAAGCUCAUGGAGGAUGAAAUCAAGACAAUUCAUCAAAUCAAAGGCACCAAAACGAGAGCAUCCGUUUUGUUUUCCGUUGAAGUCAUUACCUACACAAAACCAACAAGUUUGAUGAGUGAGGAAAAAGAUGAUUUGUCGAGUGAUGAAGACGAGGUUAUCUCAAAAGAAACAAUUCCAGUCGUGAAAGAAUAA
Lactuca sativa (garden lettuce) is the source of this 1329-nucleotide messenger RNA. The record is from RefSeq and is a predicted model, not a curated record. Lineage: Eukaryota; Viridiplantae; Streptophyta; Magnoliopsida; Asterales; Asteraceae.